Messenger RNA from Dendrobium catenatum, 1922 nucleotides. RefSeq names its product synaptotagmin-5. Lineage: Eukaryota; Viridiplantae; Streptophyta; Magnoliopsida; Asparagales; Orchidaceae. Gene Ontology annotation, molecular function: lipid binding. The transcript is spliced from 12 exons. Gene Ontology annotation, cellular component: endoplasmic reticulum. The record is from RefSeq and is a predicted model, not a curated record. Bases 161 to 1669 code for a protein of 502 amino acids.
GGCCUCUGUCGCUCACUUCGUCUUGAAUCCUCGACGACUAGAGGUCAGAGGCGAAGACUUGAGGUCACGAUCUUGGAGUAGGCGAGGGUGAGACGUUGGGUUUUGUUUGUGUUAACUCGUUUCUGCGCCGACGAAACCAAGAUUGAGAUUCUGAGAAGAGAUGGGAUUCAUAUCGGGAUUGGUGAUGGGGACGUUGGUGGGGAUCGCAUUGGUCGCUGGUUGGAGCCGCAUGAUGAUGCGCCGCAGCACCAAGAGGAUAAGUAAGGCGGUUGAUAUUAAAAUUUUGGGGUCUCUUAAUAGAGAUGACUUAAGAAAACUCUGCGGUGACAAGUUUCCUGAAUGGAUAUCUUUCCCUGCAUUUGAGCAGGUUAAGUGGCUUAAUAAACAGUUGAGCAAACUAUGGCCGUUUAUUGCUGAAGCGGCCACUGCUGUUGUUAAAGAUUCUGUGGAACCACUACUAGAUGACUAUCGCCCCCCAGGAAUAACGUCAUUGAGGUUCAGCAAAUUUUCUCUUGGGAGCGUGCCACCCAAGAUUGAAGGCAUCAAAGUACAGAGCCUAAAAAAAGGUCAAAUUAUUAUGGAUAUUGACUUAAGAUGGGGUGGAGACCCGAGUAUAAUUUUGGCAGUUGAAGCUCUAGUUGCUUCUUUACCUAUUCAGUUGAAGGAUCUUCAGGUUUUCACAAUUGUGCGCGUCAUAUUCCAACUUUCUGAUGAAAUUCCUUGUAUUUCCGCUGUUGUUGUUGCUCUCCUUUCGGAGCCAAAGCCUAGAAUAGAUUAUACCUUGAAGGCUGUGGGAGGAAGUCUUACUGCUAUUCCUGGGCUCUCAGACAUGAUAGAUGAUACUGUGCAUUCGAUUGUUUCGGACCAGCUUGAGUGGCCCCAUAGAAUUGUUGUUCCUCUCGGUGGAGUUGAUGUUGAUAUAAGUGAUCUUGAACUCAAGCCCCAAGGAAGAAUUGCCAUCACGGUCAUGAAAGCAACCGCUUUGAAAAAUAUGGAAAUGAUUGGAAAAUCUGAUCCUUAUGUGGUUUUGUAUAUACGCCCCGUGUUCAAGUUCAAAACAAAAGUUAUCAAUAACAAUCUCAACCCUGUAUGGAAUGAAAUGUUUGAGCUUCUUGCUGAGGACAAGGAAACACAGAGUAUCAUCUUUGAAGUUUUUGAUGAAGAUGACCUUUCACAAGAUAAGAAAUUGGGUAUAGUCAAGUUGCCGUUGGUUGACUUGGAAGCUGAAAUUGCCAAAGAAUUUGAGCUUAGAUUGCUACCUUCACUUGAUAUGAUGAAGAUAAAGGAUAAGAAAGACAGAGGGACUAUUACUGUCAAGGUGCUCUAUCAUGCACUCUCAAAGGAGGAACAAUUGGAGGCUCUAGAAGAGGAGAAGAAAAUAUUGGAGGAGAAGAAGAAACUGAAAGCUGCUGGUCUUAUAGGGAGCACGGUGGAUGUACUAGGUGGCACGGUGGUCGGAGCAGCAUCCCUGGUGGGCACAGGCGUCACCGCUGGUGCCGGUUUAGUGGGUUCGGGCCUGGGUGCGGGUGUGGGUCUUGUAGGCUCCGGAAUCCAUGCCCUGAGCAAAGCUGGAAAAUUCAUGGGCAAGACCGUCUCUCAGCAGUUCAGUGCCUCCAAGAAAAAUGGUAAUGGUUCUCCUGCAGUACCAGCAGAUGGAGCUGGAAGCUAAGUUCAGUAACUUUUUCUUCUACAUGCUUGCUUUUCUUUUUAUUGUAUAAGACGCCCAACUGUCAAAGCUUAUAGUUGUGCGCAGCAUCUACACAUCGGUAUAUGGCAUAUUUCUUCUGUUUAAUAUCUUGUGCAUUAAAAUGUGUUUGGAUUGUUAUGCAAAUUGCCUUAUUCCUAGGCCAUUUUAUUGUCAUUUAUCUAACCAAUAUUGAUUUGAUGUUUUAGACUUGUUUUAUUUAGCAAUAUUCGCUUCA